Scomber japonicus (chub mackerel) is the source of this 1627-nucleotide messenger RNA. RefSeq names its product transmembrane protein 88 b (gene tmem88b). The transcript has 3 exons. Gene Ontology annotation, molecular function: PDZ domain binding. Lineage: Eukaryota; Metazoa; Chordata; Actinopteri; Scombriformes; Scombridae. Bases 473 to 1165 code for a protein of 230 amino acids. The record is from RefSeq and is a predicted model, not a curated record. Gene Ontology annotation, cellular component: plasma membrane.
CUGACUUCUUAAGACAAAGACCUCAGUGAAGUUGGUUCUCAGCAGCUGAGGAGGGAGCAUCUCUGAGCUGCUGCUUCAUCACCACAGCAUGUGAAUUGGAUGUUGCAUGUGGAAAAGAAAACAAGAGACUCUGGAACUUAAUCAGCUCCACUGACAACUCUGGAUAGUAGAGAGAAGAAGCAGCAGGAAAGCAAAGCUGCAGGAAGCCAACAUACCAACAUACCACCACUACAAAGAUAAGACUUUAGGAGGGAACCUCACAAAUCGAAUGAAAGCUCUUUCAACAAAGAAAGAUAGAGAACUUGUGAGAACUUGUGAGUAGAAGGGAUUAAGAGAAAACUAGGAGGACGUGGAGAACGUGCGCCUGUGGGACUGACUGGACUGAAGUGUUCUUGAGAAGACGUGAGAAAACAGCAACAAUCUGGAGGAGGAACAGCAAGAGGUCCACCGGGCCCCACAGCACAACUUCAGUAUGAGUAUGAGUGGUACUCUAGAGAAGGGGGCUCACCAUCAGGCCUUGGACCUGUCUGAAGAACUGCCACCUCAUCACCACCAUCAUCAUCACAACAACCACCACCACCACCCGCACCUCCUCCACUCCAACUCUCUGGCUUCCACCACUGCUAUGGGUGGGGGCAGAGACACACCUUCGCGUGUGGUCGUACCUCCUCCUUAUUCUGCAGCUGAGAGCGGUGGUGGGGGCAGUGAAGCUCCUCUAGAGCUGCGGGGGUCCCUGGACUGCUGGGCCUGCUCGGUGCUGGUGACGGCUCAGAACCUUGUGAUCGCUGCAAUCAAUGCCUGCCUUGCCGGGGUGGUGUUUGGGACCAUCCUGACGCCAGCCAUUGUUAUGGUGGUGUUUGGCUUCCUCUGCCACUCUACAGUCCGCCCUCACGGGACGACCCCCUACUGCUCGGACCUGCUGUCUGAUGGAGGCUGCGUGGCUCUGCUUGUGGUGGGCUUCCUCUUGGUCACUCCUUUGCUGGUCUUGGCGCUGGCUGCCUACUGCCGCCUGGCCCGACACCUCCAGCUGGGCCUAUGCUUCAUCCCGUACAGCCGGGCCGUGUACAAAAACCUGCCUGCCACCCAGCACCGUGGCAUUGGCACCGGCUGCUGUGGUGGCCGCGAUGGAUCUGAUGGUGGUGGAAAGGGAAAGGUGUGGGUGUGAGAUGAAGGUGGGAGGAAGGGGGAAAGAGGGGAGAGGAGUAGCAUGUCAUUUUCCUUGUUGGUAUUAUUCCAAUGGAACUGUUAUUCGACUAUCUUGGACAUUUCCAGUUACAACAAUGGUGUGUUUUUUGUUGUUGUUGUGUUUUUUUUUAAAUAUUGAGCACAGGAAUAAGUGCAAACAUGGCAUAUAUUCUCUAAGCAAGAUAUUUAAGGCACAUGCCCAGGUCAAAUACAUUAUUUAAUGUGUACAAAGAUGCAUACCACCUUAACGUUCCUGAAUCAGUCACAGGGAAUAGCACACCUUGGUUACAUUGACACUAAACAUAAUUGUAUCUUAUCACAUUCAUAAUUAUUAUUAUUAUUAAUUUGUUAUUAAUGAACAACCUUCAUUUAUUGUCUAGAGUAGUUUUUAAUGUCAAACUGUGACAGCAAUUUCUUGUGUUAUUUCAUUUUUAUAAAUAAA